Molecule: messenger RNA, 3071 nt
Organism: Myripristis murdjan (pinecone soldierfish)
Lineage: Eukaryota; Metazoa; Chordata; Actinopteri; Holocentriformes; Holocentridae
Gene: ppm1j
Product: protein phosphatase, Mg2+/Mn2+ dependent, 1J
Exons: 10
Coding region: 230-1717 (495 amino acids)
Biological process (GO): protein dephosphorylation
Cellular component (GO): mitochondrion
Molecular function (GO): [pyruvate dehydrogenase (acetyl-transferring)]-phosphatase activity
Source: RefSeq, a predicted model, not a curated record
CGGGCAGAGGAGGGUUAUUUGGUUUGAAAGAGGAAAACAGUGUCUGUCCAAAGCGUCACAUGGGGCCAGGCGAGCAAAAAAAAAAAAAAAAAACAUCGCUUCCUGAAAUGAGACUCGUCGCUGCUUCUAUUUUCUAUUCGCCCUGCGUGAUAAUAUCGCUUCGCGUUUGAAUUGAAUUUUCCGUCCGGAUUUUGCUCCAGCGGGCUGUCUGCUGUAUGUCUCAUAGCCGAUGAUGAUCAGCAAAGUUAAAAACGCGAUGUCCACUCUGGUGGGAGGGAUGAUGCCACACGGCCACCACCACCAUCACUCAGGUACCGGGCAGAACUGCGGACCGGACAGUCUACCGCCGCGGUUCCCGUACGGCCGGCCGGAUUUUUUGGACCUCACCCCGGAGCUCCUGCAGUACUCCACCGAGCACGCGUCACGGCCGGUGCUCACGUUAAAGAGAGACAGCAGGCUUCCCUGGCGGACGGGCUACGCAGAGGUGAUCAAUGCGGGGAAGAGCAUGCUGAACGAGGACCAGGCCUCGUGCGAGAAGAUGUUUGUGAAGAGGCCAAGCGGAAAACACCGCAACUCCACUCUGCUGGAGGACAGCGGGGAUGGCACAGGGAUCCCUCUGCAUUUCUGGGGGGUGUUUGAUGGCCAUGCAGGUUCUGGAGCCGCCAUCAUGGCUUCCAAGCUUCUUCAUCGCCUCAUCAGAGACCGCUUGGGAGAGAUCGCCCACCUGUUGGAGAACCCCUCCACUGCUCCCCCCAUCUGCCUGGCUAAGAACGGCAGCCCGUACCAGGUGGAGACAAAGAAGGGAGCUGCACAGGAGCCGGAGGACGCCGAUGCUAUCAGCGACCCCUCAAUGCGCUUUCACAUGGAGAAGGUUGUCAGUUUGGAGAGCCUUGUGAUGGGCGUCAUAGAGAACGCCUUCAAACAGAUGGAUGACCUGAUUGAGAAGGAGAAAGCAUCUUAUAACAUCUCCGGUGGGUGUUGUGCCUUAGCUGCCAUCCAUUUGAUGGGGAAACUCUAUGUAGCCAAUGCUGGAGACAGCAGGGCCAUAAUCAUACGGAAUCAAGAAAUUAUCCCCAUGUCAAAUGAGUUCACACCUGAGUCAGAGAGGCAGCGGCUGCAGUAUCUGGGCUUCCUGAGGCCCGAGCUCCUGGGGAAUGAGUUCACUCACAUUGAGUUCCCGCGCAGGAUCCAGCACAGUGAGCUGGGCAAGAAGAUGCUCUUCCGAGACCACACCAUGACUGGCUGGGCUUACAAGACAAUCAUUGAAGAUGAUCUGAAAUUCCCCCUGAUAUAUGGAGAGGGCAAAAAGGCACGUGUCAUGGCGACUAUUGGGGUAACUCGUGGGCUGGGAGAUCACGACCUGAAGGUGUACAACUCCAACAUUCACAUCAAGCCCUUCCUGUCAUGCUGCCCCGAGGUGAAGGUUUACGACGUGGCUGAAAACAAGCAUGGCCCGGAUGAUGUGCUGGUCAUGGGCACAGAUGGAUUGUGGGAUGUAACAACGGACAGAGAAGUGGCAGAUGCCGUUUCAUCCUUCUUGUCCUGCUGUGACCCCUCUGAUCCCAUGAGGUACACACUGGCAGCCCAGGACCUGCUGAUGAGGUCACGAGGGGUACUGAAAGAACGCGGUUGGCGGCUACCCAAUGAGAAGCUGGGUUCAGGCGAUGACAUCACAGUAUUCGUGGUCCCCCUGGCGGGGCAUGAGGCAGAGACAUGACAAGGUGUUGCACCUGCUGCUAAGACAGGGCUGACUCCUUAGGGUCCUUCCCAUGGUCCCUUCAAGCUCCUAUCUCCCAGAGCGCUGGGGCAGGGGGAGAAGAAGAAAACACCUUUCUCAUAGGGAAGACUUGGGUCUGACCAGCAGCAUCAUCCACCACUAGACCAGACCCAGCCCCGCCUCUUCACUUCAGCUUAACCCGGGAUCAGUCACCCAUGUUGUUCUGUUGGUCAGUCAUGUCAUCUAAAAGAUGUUCUAAGAUAUUAUUAUGCUCCUUCUCCUCCUGCUUUAUGUGACGGUUGCCAAUGACAAUGAAGUCCUUGUAGUGUUUUUUCCCCCUUGUUCGUUUUGACUUGCAAAGCUGACUGGCUGUAGUUGAAACUUUGAGUGGACCAGUCAUCAUCUCAUCACGUCUGAAAAGUGACCCUUUUGAAAACAGCCGCCCGCAAUUUCACAGCCAUUUACUGUAAGAGGUUCGCAGUGCAGACUGUGAGGGCACCACACAAUGCCAUUAUGGCGUGGGAAUGUUAGUGAAUGGACUGCUGUAAACAAAACAAAACGAAAAAAGUAAAAGAAAAAAAGGACUGUUUGACCUAAGUCUGUACAUUUAAGAAGCAUGGACGUUUACUGAGGUGGAAACAGAGGAAUGGACCUAGUCAGACUGGACUCAGACACAAUCAACUGAGUCGGUAUCUCUGUACUUUCAAUGUUAAAACUGCAGUGAGUGAUGGAACCUGAAGCACUUUAAGACUGUCAUACAUGCUCAACGAUAGCCUGUUGGUUGAUUUGGGAUUCCAGUUUUGUAUCUUUUUAAUGAAUGUACUCAUACUUAAGUUUAUUUUGGUUUUCCUUUUGCCAUUCCAGCAAAGAGGAUGAUAAGAUAAGAAAGAAGAUAAUAGUAUCAGAAUGUGAUCAUCGGUUUAAUUUUUUGUCGUUCAGCCCUCAGAAGUAACAGUCAGUAAAUGUCUCGGUAUGGUAAGAUGUGAUCAACUUCACAAAUAUGCCUUAUUAUGCUCAAGAGAUGAGAGGGACUGUCAGAGUUUGUUUCUUUCAGAUGGACAAAAAGUUUCAUCCUUGUAGAAGUGACAAAGGACAUUGUAUACCCUCCGAUGUAUACCUCUUUUGUACCAUUUUGUUAUGUCAUGUUGUUAUUUAGAUUAUCCAUAGCUUUUUCAAGAAAAAAAGGAGAAAAAAAAUGGUUAUGAGCUGUCCUAUCAGAAAGUUUAUUUUUAUGUUUCUAUCCAUAAUUGAUUGUUUAGAUGGAGACAGUGCGUCCUUGAUAAUGAGCUACCAAAAUGAGAAUUGGAGGGAUAAUGUGUACCAAACUGGAAAUAAAUCACAUUUUUUCCCAUAA